UCUGAGAGCUCACUCUGUUCGCCUUCCAAAACCUCUGAUUUUUCCAAAAACCCUAACCUAAUCUCCGUCGUCUUCUCUAUAACCAAAACUGGUCGAAAGAGAUCAAAUCCUGUUCGAAUCCGCUACUAUGAGGAAUCUGUGCUUGCGUUUGCUCCUCAGCCACUCCCGCCGACAAUCCGAGCCGCACAUUUUUCAGGUACACCAAGUUCGCUCCUUCGCAUCCACAUUUCUCCACCACCGUGCACCUCACGCGCUUACCUCAAUUCGUCGUUUGUGUGCAUCGCCUGAGCUCGACGUCGAGCCGUCGAAACCCCUGUCUGAUCCAGGGGUCAAUUUAGUUGAUUAUUUUGGUAAAGAUGGAAAGUCUAAUGUCGAGAUUAAGCAGGAUUUAGAUGCGAAGAACGUUUUCAUUGAUCAUGAUGUGAUUUUGAGUCUUCUUAGAAAUGCUAAUACCUCCCCUGAUGUUGCCAAACGUAUAUUUGAUUGGGCUUUGGAGAAUCAUAGCCAGAAAUUGAGCUCAAAGUCUUAUAAUUUGAUGCUCGGGAUUUUAGGCAGCAAUGGAUUUGUUACUGAAACAUGGGAUCUAAUUGAGAGUAUGAAAAAGAAGGGUUACGGAGUGUCGAAGGGCACAUACGAUAAAAUUUUCGAAAGGUUUCAGAAUGAUGGGCUGUCUGAGGAUAUUGAGAAACUGAAGGAUUUGUAUGCUUCUGGGUCAGCUAGUUGCAAGAAAAGUAGUGAAACUGUAGAGAAUAAAACAGAAGACAAAAUUGUUAGAAUUAGUGAAAUGAUUCUUAGUGAAGUUUGGGGCGACGAUUUAGAAAGACGAUUGCGUGGUUUGGGUGUGAAGUUUACAGGUGAUCUAGUCGUUGCUGUGUUGAAGGGUCUUGAAAUGGAUCCCAACAAAGCACUGAUCUUCUUCAGGUGGGUUCAGGAGAGUGAUUUGUUUAAGCACAAUCAGCAAACAUAUGACGUGAUGGCUAGAGUGUUGGGUAAAGAGGAUCAUGGUAAAAAAUUUUGGAGAAUCGUAGAUGAAAUGAGGAGUCGGGGUUAUGAGAUGGAAGGACAUACGUAUUUAAACAUUUCACUGCAGUUUGUCAAGAAUAGAAUGUUGAAAGAAGCUGUUGAUUUGUAUGAGUUUGCUAUGUUUGGUGAGAACAAGCCUACAGCUCGGCACUGCACUUUACUUUUGAAGAAAGUAGUUGUUAGCAAGGAACUGGAUAUGGAUUUGUUUUCCAAAGUUGUGAGCAUCUUUAAAGCUAACGGAAAUGAAUUGACUGAUUCUCACUUGAAAUCCAUUAUCAAAUCUUUAAUUAGCGUUGGGAGGAUGCCAGAGUGCAAUAAGAUAUUGGCAGCAAUGAAGGAGGCUGGUUAUGAACCAAGUGUUCCACUAAAAAGUAAGAUUGCUUUCCUCCUAGGCAACGGUGGAACAACAGAGGCGGUACAUGAGUUUACGGAUAAUGCAGUGUCUUCUCUGGAUGGUUUGAAUUAUAUGACUUGGACUUCCUUAGUUAAAGGGUAUUGUGCAAGGAAUGAUCUGGAUGGAGCGUGUAAUAGCAUCCGAGAGAUGGUUGCGAAGGAAGGGGGAUCUCGUGCUGGGCAUGCUUUAGAUUUGGUGGUUAAUUCAGACUUUGGGAAAAAAAAUCCACUGGAUGCAUUCAAAUUUGUUGUGGAGAUGGUCAAUGACAAAGGUUUACGUCCUUGGUGUGCAACAUACAAAGCAUUGACGAGCCAGCUGUUGCGAAAAAAGCAUUUCAAUGAAGCUCUGGAUGUCAUGAAUCUGAUGAAGAAUCAUGGAUUUGCUCCAGACUUGGACUCCUUUGUCGAGUAUUUAUCAAGGACUGGGAGUGCUGAAGAUGCUGUUACCUUUUCACUAUCCAUGACAUCCAAACGGCAUCCAUCAAAAUCUGUGUUCAUCCGGUUGUUCGAGGCAUAUUUCAAAGCCGGAAGGCAAAAAGUAGCCCAAGACUUCCUCUCAAGAUGCCCCAGAUACAUUAAGAAUCAUGCUGAUAUCUUGAAUCUUUUUAGUCUUCAAAAAUCUGGUUCAAACAGGACUCCAUCAUCUGCUGCUGUGUAGUAUGUUUGAUGUAACUUGUUUCUUCCUUAGACGCCAUAUCUCGUUCUGUCUUCAAAUUUUGUUGUUUAUUUUGCAUUUAUUUCGUUGAACACAUCUUUUGAUAUGAUUUAAUCGAUAAAGCUACACACCUCAGUUUCUGACA
Andrographis paniculata is the source of this 2216-nucleotide messenger RNA. RefSeq names its product pentatricopeptide repeat-containing protein At3g02490, mitochondrial-like. Gene Ontology annotation, molecular function: protein binding. NCBI's taxonomy places the organism in Eukaryota, Viridiplantae, Streptophyta, Magnoliopsida, Lamiales, Acanthaceae. The record is from RefSeq and is a predicted model, not a curated record. Gene Ontology annotation, biological process: RNA splicing. The transcript has a single exon. Bases 128 to 2074 code for a protein of 648 amino acids.